AUGGAGGACUCCAUUUUUAGAAUUCACUCUACAGUGAGAUAUGUGAGGUCUUCUCCAGCGAGAUUACAAAGGUUUAAGGAGUGUGUAGAGCUAGAAAAGAUUGAACAAAAAAAUCUUUUGGUUCUUGAUGUAGAAACAAGGUGGAACUCUACGUACUUAAUGUUGGAUGUGGCUUUAAAAUUUCAGAAAGCAUUUGAGUUGUUGGAAAUCCAAGACAGUAAGUAUAAAGAUGAACUUACUAGAGGGGAAAAGUCAAGGGGUUUGCCUAUGCCUAGUGAUUGGGAGUAUGCCUGUUACUUGUUACCUUUUUUGAAAGUUUUUUAUGAUGCUACUCUACAUGUGUUGGGCUCACUUUUUGUUACCGGCAAUGCAUACAUGCGCGAGAUCUUUGCCAUUGGAAUGCAGAUUUCAACAUGGUGUAGAAGUGAUGAUGUUGGCUUAAGUACUAUGGCUAGGAGAAUGAAAGGAAAACAUGAUAAAUAUUGGUCAAAUAUUGACAAUAUCAACUUAAUGUUAUUCAUUGCAGUGGUGUUGGAUCCUAGAUUCAAGUUAGGAUAUGUGAAUUGGGUUAUUAGUAAAUACUAUGAUGAUGCUAAUGCUGAACUUUUGAAGACAAAAGUGCAUACAACUUUGUACUCUUUAUUUAACCAAUACAAGCUCAUUUAUAGUUCUCCAAGUGGGCAAUCUAGUCAACAGUCUCAACAAGCAAGUCAGGUUAAUGUAGAAGAUGUAAAUGUUGAUCCUAAAGAAUUGAUGUAUUGUAUGUACGAUGAGGCAAUGGCUAGACAGGAAGUUACGAUAUUGGGAGAUCUACUCGUAUUGACUUAA
This is a messenger RNA of Pistacia vera, 828 nucleotides long. Its product is annotated as zinc finger BED domain-containing protein RICESLEEPER 2-like. The transcript is spliced from 2 exons. Gene Ontology annotation, molecular function: DNA binding. Lineage: Eukaryota; Viridiplantae; Streptophyta; Magnoliopsida; Sapindales; Anacardiaceae. Bases 1 to 828 code for a protein of 275 amino acids. The record is from RefSeq and is a predicted model, not a curated record.